Metschnikowia bicuspidata var. bicuspidata NRRL YB-4993 is the source of this 1246-nucleotide messenger RNA. Its product is annotated as deoxyhypusine synthase. The transcript has a single exon. Gene Ontology annotation, molecular function: deoxyhypusine synthase activity. The record is from RefSeq and is a predicted model, not a curated record. The coding region runs from base 33 to 1169 and encodes 378 amino acids. Gene Ontology annotation, cellular component: cytoplasm. Gene Ontology annotation, biological process: peptidyl-hypusine biosynthetic process. NCBI's taxonomy places the organism in Eukaryota, Fungi, Ascomycota, Pichiomycetes, Serinales, Metschnikowiaceae.
GAUGAGCUAAUUUUCCACUCGAAACACUAAUCAUGGCACAAGACGACAGCCGCCCUUCCCUUGCAACCGAUGCUGUACUCAAGCAAUCUGAGCCCAUCCCAGAAGACUUUGUCGAAGUUGCGGGGAUCGACUACUCCAAGGAUAAUGCGUAUGACAUGAAGGCCACAGAUUUAAUCAAAUCGAUGAAAACUAUGGGUUUUCAGGCAUCUUCUGUCGGAACUGCCUGUGAGAUUAUCAACGAAAUGAGCCUGUGGCGUGGAGAGCAUAUCGAUAAAGUUUCUGAGCACGAGAAGACUGGUGAAUUCGACAACCUGGGACACCAAAAGGCCACCAUCUUUCUUGGUUUCACCUCAAACUUGAUUUCCUCAGGAAUCCGUGACACUUUGAGAUACUUGGUUCAACAUAAGAAAGUCAGUGCCAUAGUAGCAUCUGCAGGUGGAAUUGAGGAGGAUUUGAUCAAGGUUUUGGCCCCCACGUACCUUGGCGAGUUCAGCCUUCCCGGCAAAAGCUUGAGAGACAAGGGUCUCAACCGAAUCGGAAACUUGCUUGUUCCAAACGAUAACUACUGUAAGUUCGAAGACUGGAUUGUCCCAGUGUUGGACAAGAUUUUGGAGGAGCAACAGGCAGAGGCCGAGAAGCUUGGCGCCGAAGCCUUGAACGCAGACUCUGAAGCAGUGUGGACUCCUUCGAGACUUAUUGACCGCUUGGGCAAAGAAAUCAACGACGAACUGUCUGUUCUCUACUGGGCUCACAAGAACCAGAUUCCAGUGUUUUGCCCUGCAAUCACGGACGGCUCCAUUGGAGAUAUGCUCUUCUUCCAUACUUACAAGGCGUCUCCACAAAGACUUCGCCUUGACAUCGUGUCUGAUAUCCGCAGAAUCAAUGCUAUGUCCAUUGCUGCCUUCAAGGCAGGUAUGAUUAUUUUGGGUGGUGGUUUGAUCAAGCACCACAUCUGCAAUGCCUGUCUCAUGAGGAACGGUGCUGACUGGGCAGUCUACAUCAACACAGGCCAAGAAUUCGAUGGCUCAGACGCCGGAGCCAGGCCCGACGAGGCUGUUUCUUGGGGCAAGAUCAAAGCGGAGGCUAAGAGUGUUAAGGUUUAUGCCGAUGUUACUGUGGUUUGGCCUUUGAUCGUGGCCGCAACUUUCGCAGCCACAAGACCUGAAUAAGGUCAAAUGCGAGUCUACUAUUUGUUAUUGUGUAGAAUGAAUAUCAAUGUAUAUGAGUGCUACGAGCGGCUUCCCAA